CAACAUCACUUUUAACAUUGUACAUUUUCUUUUAUUCAUUUAUGUUUCUGAAUAGUUUUCCCAUGCAAUUUUAUCCGACUGUGUUUGGAGUUGCAAACUUUAUAGCUGGUCUAGUUUCCCUCACACAGUAUCCUCUCUUCAUCGUCAUCCAGGAAUCAUUAGGCGGUGAUCCCCGAUGGGUGAUCUUUGGGAUGAUGAUUCUCAACGUGGUCGGUCUGGUGUAUCCUAUCUACAUCUAUGUCUACGGGAAUAACCGCGAGAAGCGAUACAUGGAAACGAGAAGACCAGAAGAAAACCCGACUACAAACGGCACUGCUGUUUAACCCUUGCCCCGUUUUAUUCGACUAAGACCCCGGUUGCACCAA
This is a messenger RNA of Strongylocentrotus purpuratus (purple sea urchin), 365 nucleotides long. Its product is annotated as large neutral amino acids transporter small subunit 4-like. The record is from RefSeq and is a predicted model, not a curated record. Lineage: Eukaryota; Metazoa; Echinodermata; Echinoidea; Camarodonta; Strongylocentrotidae. The transcript is spliced from 2 exons. The coding region runs from base 42 to 323 and encodes 93 amino acids.